CACGCAUUUCCGAACGGCACGCUCCAAGCGCCGCAACGCGACGUUCCGCACGGGAAACAUAACCUCAACACGCGCCCCGCCGCGGUCCCGGCAAAUUUAUCACCAGGCGAAUUUUUCGAAAAGCUUUCUCGUGGAAAUCACCGCUGAGCGCGGGAAAAUGUGCGCGGUGCUCAUCGGCUAAUUGUGAUGACGGAACGAUUUUUUUUCGGUUUUUCGUGUUGAAAUUUUUCAUCGGCUUGACCCAGUGAUUUGUCCCGGUGUCGAAGUUUUGAGUUUUUCGGGUUUCCUCUCGUUUUGGAGACGGCUGGUGCUUUGUGCUCGAAGUUCAUGUGCGAGUGAGUCGAAAUUUUUUCGCCGGACUAAAUUUUGUGGACGUUGCCUGUGAUUGGAUUCUUAAUUUUCUGGACGUAAAUAUUUGGAUCGUUUGAAGAAACCUCAACCCGCUCGUUUUUCUGCCCAUUCAACAUCACAAUCUAAAGACUGUGGGGACUACUCGAGAGAGGAUUCAAACUUGCAUUGGGACUAAUUUCGGCAAAAUGGGAACGCGACCCUUGAAAAUCGGAAUUCAUACGUCUGCUCUGUGUAGAUAAGGGCGGAUCGGACGACGCAUGCUGAGGGCAGGCCAGGGCCAGGGUCGCGCCACCGCCAUUGAGGCCACAACGACGACGAAGACGACGCCGGCGACGCCGGGAGACCAUCGACGCCACCGCGCCGCCUCCUCAUUGAACCAACAUCUCACUCACUGUCAAGUUCCAAGCCACCUCCUCACCAAGAUGGAGCCAUCGCCCCUGCGACCCCGCCACAACCACCACACAUGCGAGCCGCGCACCCGCAUGACGUCAGAGUGGCUCAUCGGCGUUAUAUGCGUCCUCCUCUCGAUCGCGCCCUCCUACGGGUUCCCCACUCCCUCCACCUCUGCCUCCUCCUCCUCGGAGAGCUCAGGUCGUAAAGGGAAGGCCCUCGACUUCACCAACCUGGACAUCUUCGCCUCGUCCGACUACAACAACCUCGCCGACGACAUCGACUCCGUCUACUACGACCAGCUCGGCAGCGAUGCCGUCAAGAACUACGCCGCGAACUAUGACGCGGAACUAGCCGCCAACGACGAACUAUCCCGCGCGCGGCCCACCUCGAUACGAGGCGACUCCAACAUCUACUACAUCCGGCUUCCCCCCACCCCGUAUAUGUUCGUCCCCGGGGUGGGCUACGUCUCGCAGCCCCCGAACCUCCGACUACCCCCCGUGGUUCAGUCCGAACCCCAGUCGCCGAUCGUCAACGUCCCCGUCAACUUCGUGUCGAACGGCAAACCGACGGGCAUUUACACGAUAGAGCACGAUAAACCGGUUUGGCCGAAACCCAUGCAGAACCAGUGGACGACCCCGGCACCGGCGCCCCAGUGGGGGUGGCAGCAGAACCAGUCCUGGCAGCAGCGGCCCACGCAGAAUGACGUCAGGCCGGCCGUCAUAAAACCGCCGAAGAAACCCGGAGACUCGGAUUUGUAUUAUUUGAAUAAGGGUCCGUACAAGUUCAACGGGAGGCCCACCGAUAUCUUCUUGCUGAGGAAUGCGUAUGAUUCGUUGUAUUCGGAUACGCUCCAGAGUUUCUACCCUUAGUCUGAGUCACUGUAUCUCCGCGCAGAGCACCUUCACCCUCAUACUGCCGUGCUAAGGAAGAAUGCCGUAUGAAUAUUCGAAGGUUGGCGAAAUCCCCCGAGUGUAU
Bemisia tabaci is the source of this 1719-nucleotide messenger RNA. The record is from RefSeq and is a predicted model, not a curated record. Lineage: Eukaryota; Metazoa; Arthropoda; Insecta; Hemiptera; Aleyrodidae.